AUGUAUACACACAAAUGUGAGGAAGGAAAAAAAAAUCUGUUGGUCGUCCCUGUCAUCUCAAUACAGCGGCACCCGACCGACCGAGCGCGUCGUCAUCAUGGCAUGCCUGCCGGUCGGUACCAAUGCCGACCUACAGCACCAUCCUCCACUCCUCCACCCACCAUCGCCACGAUCGAUCCGGGCUCUCUGCGUACCGCUUGUUCCGGCAUGAGUCCGCAGAAGAUAUAUUGA
Cercopithifilaria johnstoni is the source of this 231-nucleotide messenger RNA. NCBI's taxonomy places the organism in Eukaryota, Metazoa, Nematoda, Chromadorea, Rhabditida, Onchocercidae. The record is from the annotation of a GenBank genome assembly.